AUGACAUAAAAUAAUAAAUAUUCAAUUUUAUUGCCUACAUAUAAUGAAAAAGAUAAUUUACCUAUUGUUAUAAAGCUAUUGUUUGAUAUGGCAUAAUACAAUGACUUGAAUCUAGAAAUAGUAAUAAUAGACGAUAAUUCUCCGGAUGGAACAUCACAUGUUGCAAGAUAACUUUAAAAAAUUUACCCAAAAACUGAAAAAAGAUAAAUUAUACUUCACACUAGACCAGGAAAAUUAGGUUUAGGUAGUGCAUAUAUGGAUGGUUUAAAAUGUGCAACAGGAAACUUUAUAAUUUUAAUGGACGCUGAUUUAUCACAUCACCCUAAAUAUAUUCCUUAUUUUAUAAACAAAUAAGCAGAAAAAAAUGCAGAUAUUGUCACAGGAACAAGAUAUAAAGUAGGUGGUGGGGUAUACGGUUGGGAUUUUAUCAGAAAAUUAACUUCUAGGGUUGCAAACUUUUUAGCAAAAACACUUUUAGGAUCUUCUUAUAGUGAUUUAACUGGAAGUUUUAGACUUUAUAAAAAAGAAGUUAUUUAAAAUAUAAUGAAAGAUAUUAUUAGUAAAGGCUAUGCUUUUUAAAUGGAAAUUAUUAUUAGAGCUAAGAAUUAUAAAUAUAAUGUUGAAGAGGUUCCAAUUGUAUUUGUUGAUAGAUUAUAUGGAGAAUCUAAAUUGGGAGCAAAUGAAAUUUUUAUAUAUUUAAAAGGAGUUUGGAAAUUAUUUGAGACUUUUUGAGUUUAUUUUAAUAAUUUUUAUUAGUAUUGAAUAUAUUAAAAAUUUAAUAAUAAUAUGGUUUUUUUUUAUAUUUUUUUAAUUAAAAGAU
Molecule: messenger RNA, 820 nt
Organism: Ichthyophthirius multifiliis
Lineage: Eukaryota; Ciliophora; Oligohymenophorea; Hymenostomatida
Exons: 5
Biological process (GO): GPI anchor biosynthetic process; protein O-linked glycosylation via mannose
Cellular component (GO): endoplasmic reticulum membrane
Molecular function (GO): dolichyl-phosphate beta-D-mannosyltransferase activity
Source: RefSeq, a predicted model, not a curated record